Molecule: messenger RNA, 702 nt
Organism: Microthlaspi erraticum
Lineage: Eukaryota; Viridiplantae; Streptophyta; Magnoliopsida; Brassicales; Brassicaceae
Source: the annotation of a GenBank genome assembly
AUGAAGCAAUCUCUUCUUCUUUCCGUCUUGCUAUUGUUACUAUCAUCAUCAUCACUCGUUGCACCCAUCCACGCCCGCAACAAGGCAAAAUCACCCUCGUCGGUACCAGCUCCGGCGCCGGGACCGUCAAACUCUGAUUGCUCAACCGUAAUAUAUGACAUGAUGGGCUGUCUCUCGUACCUUACCCCCGGAUCAAAUGAUACCAAGCCAGAGAAAGAGUGUUGUGUCGGAAUCCAAUCGGUUCUAGAAUAUAAUCCAGUGUGCAUUUGCUACGGCUUGAAAACUAGCAAUGAAAUGGGGAUUCCAUUGAAUAACAGUAGAACUCUUGCCAUGCCUACGACUUGCAAAAUCCCCAUUGCUGCUCCCCAUUGUGGUUUAGCGGGAGGCGCGUCAACACCAGAUGCAUCAACUCCUGGUAUGACUCCCGGUUCUCCAUCGGCUGGAACACCCAUGAUUACGCCAUCUUCAACCGAGUCACCUACAUCUUCACCGUCUAUGGCUGAGUCUCCGGAAAUGAAAGCACCUUCUCCUUCAAAGUCUGGCACAAACAGCCUCUCAGUUUCAACACUGACCCUCGUUGCCGUGCACGAUGAUGGUCACAGGGACAUCAGUUCCAAAAUAGUUUCUCUACAUAUUGGUCUGGAUAACGAUAAUGAGCUCCUCGGUUGCUGGCUCGAUCUCCUUCGCAUCCAGCUCACCUAA